Fopius arisanus is the source of this 1883-nucleotide messenger RNA. RefSeq names its product Golgi phosphoprotein 3 homolog sauron (gene sau). Lineage: Eukaryota; Metazoa; Arthropoda; Insecta; Hymenoptera; Braconidae. The coding region runs from base 212 to 1135 and encodes 307 amino acids. The record is from RefSeq and is a predicted model, not a curated record. Gene Ontology annotation, molecular function: phosphatidylinositol-4-phosphate binding. Gene Ontology annotation, biological process: Golgi vesicle budding; Golgi organization; retrograde vesicle-mediated transport, Golgi to endoplasmic reticulum. The transcript has 5 exons. Gene Ontology annotation, cellular component: trans-Golgi network; cytosol; Golgi cisterna.
UGAAUUGUACGGUGUGGCCAUCUUGAAAAAAGAUAUGUCGUAUUGGGGUAAACGUCAACAGUACCGUGUUUAUUCAACGUUAUACGUACCGACUUGGUGGUAACAAAAAUACCCCAAAACCGCAAACGCCAACUCGACUUAACUUGAUCACACUUUUCACAUUUUUCGUUAACCGGUGUAAUAAAUAUAUUAAGUUAUUGAAAGAGAAAGGAUGAAUCGAAGUGACGGAUUGGUGCAAAGGCGUAGAGUUGUUAACAGCAAUAGUGGAAAUGGAUUGGGACAGGAAGGUGGAACACCUGAUCAGAGUGGCUACAAUGAUCAAUCACCGGGAUACGGUGGUGACAAUGAUAGUAAUUCGUUGAAGGAUCUCAAUUCAAAUCCAACAGUCGAUGAGGAUUCUGACAAAGAAACACGAUUGACACUUAUGGAGGAGGUACUUCUGCUUGGUCUCAAAGAUAAAGAGGGCUACACAUCGUUCUGGAAUGACUGCAUAAGUUCAGGCCUCAGGGGCUGUAUUCUGGCUGAGCUCGGGCUGAGGGGAAGAGUUGAGCUAGAAAAAGCUGGUAUGCGUAAGAGGGGCCUCCUUUCACGCAAAUUAUUGGUCAAGAGUGAUGCACCAACUGGCGAUGUUCUUCUCGAUGAAGCACUCAAACACCUGAAGGAAUACGAUCCACCAGAGCCUGUUCAAAGUUGGAUCGAGUAUCUCAGUGGGGAGACAUGGAAUCCACUGAAGCUUCGGUACCAGUUGAAAAAUGUUAGGGAGAGAUUAGCUAAGAAUUUAGUGGAGAAGGGAGUUCUCACGACUGAAAAACAGAACUUCCUGCUGUUUGAUAUGACCACACAUCCGUUGACAGAUAAUUUGGCGAAGACGCGUCUCGUUAAAAAGAUACAAGAGGCAGUUUUAUGUCGUUGGGUUAACGAUGCUGGUCGCAUGGACAGAAGGACACUAGCACUUGUUAUUUUAGCAUAUGCGGCUGAUGUGUUAGAAAAUGCAUUUGCACCGCUCUCAGACGACGAUUACGAGGUGGCGAUGCGUCGAGUGAGGACAUUGCUGGAUCUGGACUUUGAAGCUGAAGCUACCAAGCCAAAUGCCAAUCCCGUCUUAUGGGCUGUCUUUGCUGCAUUCAAUAAGUAGCAAUGGGAAGACACAAAGAGUGACAGCGAGCGUGUCAGUUUACGUGUACAAUCGUCCAUUAAUAUCAUAUCCCAGACCAAGUCGUUGAUGUUCUGAUGUAACAGAUCUCAACGGAAUUCUUUUAACAUUACAAUGUGCCAUUACAAUUGUGGAAACAUGAAUUGUGCUAGAAUAUUAAUCAUUCCCAUGCAUUCGAAUAAACAUUUGUAUGAGUUUCGAUAGAAUUCCAUUGGGUGGAGGUAAAGGAUUUGAUGAUUAGAGAAAAAAAAUCGACUGAUUCACCUUUAUCUUUUCACUACAGAAUUCUUCACGCCGAAAUUUGAUUAUUAUUUUCACAUCAUUUUAUUCAAAGGCAUCAAAAUUGUGAUUAUCCCACCCAAUGCCAAAUUAAAUUCGAAAUGAUUGAGGUCUACUUCUACUUGGUAAUUAAUUCCGCCAGUUCUGUAUCUUUGAUAUUCUCAUCAGUGCUGAUCUGACGAAAUGACUAUGAUGGUUCAAAAGGGGUAUGCUAACGGAGUGGUUGUAAUCCUACAAUAUAUAACGUAUUAACGUUUAACAUUUCAUCGAGGCUUUGUACGUCGUUACAUGCCAUGAUUUCUUCGUAUAUUGUAGGUUAAACGUAAGGCUGAUAACACUUCAGAAAAAAACGUUUCCAGUUUCGAUUUCCUCUGUGUGACUAUGUGAGUGAUUAUUAAUGGUGUCUAUUUCCAGGUUAUCGCUCUGAUUGAUUAUCAUUCCAGUAAAUUAA